Molecule: messenger RNA, 2113 nt
Organism: Solanum pennellii
Lineage: Eukaryota; Viridiplantae; Streptophyta; Magnoliopsida; Solanales; Solanaceae
Product: pentatricopeptide repeat-containing protein At5g47360
Exons: 1
Coding region: 93-1538 (481 amino acids)
Molecular function (GO): protein binding
Source: RefSeq, a predicted model, not a curated record
AGGUUCCCGUCUUCAUUUCUAUUGCUCUAUCAUUCCAUAUAUUUCAAUUUUCUCGCAGUUCAAAAUACAGCAUAUCUAGAAUUCAUUUUCUUAUGAGAAAAAUUAUGUUUCUUCCAUCAAUUUCUCGCCUAUUCGCCGAUACUAAAUCACUCAAUAAACCAAUUUUUUCACUCAAAUUGGUACAUUUAGUCAGCACUUCUUCAUCAUCAGCUGGAGAAUACUUAAGUCAUUUGCUGAAAAAUAAAAAUGUAUCGGGUAUGGAGAGAACAUUGAGCUCAGUUAGGUCUAAGCUAGAUGCUCGAUGUGUUGAUGAAGUAUUGGAGAAAUGCGCUGUUGAUGAUCCCCAAAUGUGUCUGAGAUUCUUCAUUUGGGCUGGUCUUCAAUCCAGCUAUAGACAUAGUAGCUACAUGUACAGUAGAGCUUAUAAACUGCUUGGAGUGGAUCGUAAGCCGCAAGUUAUUCGAGAUGCAAUUGAGGCUUAUAGGCUGCAUAAAUAUGUCACAAGUGCUAAGAUGUUUAAAGUUGUGUUGAAUUUGUGUAGAGAGGGAAAAGAUGCAAUCUUGGGCUUGUGGGUGUUGAGGAAAAUGAAAGAGUUGAAUUGUCGCCCGGAUACGAUUAUGUAUAAUGUAGUUAUUCGAUUAUUAUGUGAGAAGGGAGAUAUGGAUGAAGCAAUGGGUUUGAUGAGAGAGAUGGACCUGAUUGAUGUUCAUCCUGAUAUGAUCACCUAUGUUGUGAUGAUUAAGGGGUUGUCUGAGGUGGGUAGGUUGGAAGAAGCUUGUGGAUUAACCAAAGCUAUGAGGGAACAUGGAUGUAUACCAAAUACGGUUACCUAUUCAGCUCUUCUUGAUGGGAUUUGUAGGUUCGGGAGUUUGGAAAGGGCACUUGAGUUAUUGAGAGAAAUGGAAAAAGAUGGUGGGCAGUGUAAGCCUAACGUCGUUACAUAUACUACCGUGGUUCAAAAUUUUGUUGAGAAAUGUCAGUCAAUUGAGGCAUUAAGUAUUUUGGACCAAAUGAUGGAUUUUGGGUGUAAACCAAAUAGGGUACUUAUCUCUACUUUGAUUUACGGUCUUUGCAAAGAGGGGCAUGUGGAGGAAGCUCAUAAGAUCAUUGACAGAGUAGCUAAAAGUGGUAUUUCAUAUGAUUCUUGCUAUAGCUCUUUAGUUUUAUCGUUAUUUCGGAUUGGAAAAGUCGAGGAGGCAGAAAUGUUUUUUAGGAGAAUGUUGACUGGUGGCCUAAAGCCUGAUAGCUACACCUCAAGCACAAUAAUACGAUGGCUUUGUCAGCAAAAUCGGAUACUUGAUGGAUAUCACUUGAUUGAGCAGUCUGCAAGUGUAUCUUCUAUAGAUUCUGAUAUUUAUUCUAUUCUUAUGGCUGGACUAUGCGAUGCAAAUCAUCUUGCGGAAGCUGCUAGUCUUGCUCAUCUGAUGGUCGAGAAAAGAAUUCAGCUCAAAGGUCCUUCUGUUAAGAAUGUAAUUGGAUGUCUUAGACGUUGUGGGAAAGAAGAUUUAGCUUCAAGUAUUGGUAACGUUAAGAGCUGAUGAAUGUUGCGAUUACAUUAAUAUGUUGAUCCUACUUAAGCACCAAAAGGGUGCCCUCGUCAGUUAUAUGGAAUAUUCCACACUGUUAGUUGUUGAGGCUAUGCAUGAGCGGGUUUAGUGCUUGUUCUUCCCUUAUAUUCCUCUAUAUUAGUCCUCACAUUGUUCAUUUCUUCGUUCGGUGCUUUCGAUCAAGCCGUAUAUACAGAAUUGAACUUUCCCUACUAUUCAUUUUACUGGGACUUUGAACGCUGUGCAUUGGAAGUGAAUCAGUCUAAAAAGUUGACGAAAAUCCAAUGAUCUUUCACCAGAAUCACUCUGUGUGAAUGAAUGUGAAGAGGAGGAGUUCUUGAAUCUGAUAAGAAGGAAAAGAGGCAAAUGGGAUUUCAAUAAUUAAAGGAAAAAUAUCUCUGUGUACACUUCAUUAGUUUAGCCCAUGUUACUGCUUGAACAGUUGGUACUUGACUUAUGUAAUAUGAGUUCUGGGUAAGAAUUGUCUCUCACUUCCAAAAUUUGAUGACAUUCAAGCAUGAAUGUUCUCAUUUGCAAUAAUCAGAUGUGCUGCUGGCUAUUACCUA